This is a messenger RNA of Culex pipiens pallens (northern house mosquito), 1470 nucleotides long. Its product is annotated as 60S acidic ribosomal protein P2-like. The record is from RefSeq and is a predicted model, not a curated record. Bases 911 to 1186 code for a protein of 91 amino acids. Gene Ontology annotation, cellular component: ribosome; cytosolic large ribosomal subunit. The transcript has a single exon. Gene Ontology annotation, molecular function: structural constituent of ribosome. NCBI's taxonomy places the organism in Eukaryota, Metazoa, Arthropoda, Insecta, Diptera, Culicidae. Gene Ontology annotation, biological process: cytoplasmic translational elongation.
AACUGCAACAAAGGUAAAAACAAAUCGUAUAUUUUUGUCAAUUUAUCCCGUUGAUAGAUAACCUAAAUCCUGCCAGCAACAUUUCCGUUUUCACCCGUCUUUCCCAUGUCCAGUCGCGGGAAGGCACUCGUCACAACUUUCUUUGCGUCACCCGGUCCUCUUCCGCCGCUGUUGUUGUUGCACUCGGCCACCAGCUUCCAGAUUAUGUCCCGGAUCCGGUCGCACUCGCUGUUGUUGUAGAACCAGAACCCUCAGAUUCGUGACCGGCAAUCGUCCGGUACGGUACAGUAAAACGGUGGCUGGGACUGCAGCUCGAUCUGGCCGUUGAGGAACUCGACCAGCAAGUUGUGUUGAGCAAGUUCCGGAGAUUUUCCAAACCACCGUCUUAAUGUACAUCUUGGUAUGAUCUUGGCAACAAAACGUUUCUACCAAGCACAACAACAAACGCAACAAACGCGCGCAAUGUCCAAAUGUCAAAUGGCAAUGUGGAAUAAAAAGAGGUGGCGUUGUUGUGAUCGUAAACAAACCUUGAUUUCGCGUUAAUUAAUUAAUUCCUGCAGUUAAUUAAUUAAAUUAUUUGAUUUUUUUACUAUUGUCGCGACCCUCGGCCACCUCCCUGUAACGCAUAACACAAGGUCUUUUUGAAAAAUUUUAUGAGUGCUUUUUGCACCCUUCUGUCAAGUUUGUGUUGAUUUUGAUCUUGCUAAAAAAAAUUGGCGAUGCUGAUCAGUUUUUUUGUUAGAAGUUGCAAAAGGUGGUCCAUCGUCCAUUUCCGCAUCUAGUUUUUAUCGAAGGUUUCGGAUUCUCGGAAAACCGGCAGCUUCCUUAAAUAUAUAACGAUCAUAGAGGCCUUGACCGUGUUCAUCUGAACUUCCUGCUGGACCUGUUCGCCGCAGUUGCGCACUUACGCAUGUUUCUAAACGCCGUUCCGUCGAACCCCGACAUCGAGAAGGUCCUGAGCUCGGUCGGUAUCGAGGCCUACUCAACCCGAGUCACCAAGGUGGUCAACGAGCUGAAGGGCAAGUCCGUCGAGGAACUUAUCGCUACCCGCCGCGAGAAGCUCUCCUGGAUGCCGUCCGGUGGUGCUGCCCUGGCCGCUGCCGCCAAGGAGAAGAAUAGAGAAAAAGAAGGAAAAGAGUUCAAAUCCGAGGAUGAUGACGACAUGGGCUUCGGUCUCUUUGAAUGAGGGAUUUCUUCGUGGCAACAUCGCCGGAUGGCUGCUGCCGGUUGCUUUGGCGUUUUAUCCCCGAAGGCGGCAGGACAGCACUGUUCUAUGCAGUGGUUCCGAAAAUGUACAAACUAUUUAUUAAUACGAAAUAAAUGCAAAAAAGAAGGGAAAAGGUCGAUGCUAAUGGCACAAACAAAAAUUGUGCAAUUUUUGUUGUGCUUUUUUAUUCAGCUGCAUGCAAUUGUUUGAACUGAAACAACAAAUAAAGAAUCUUCUGCUUGUGUUUAUGCUUCCCACGAUCA